AUGGUCCCGUUAGUUGACCGAUUUCACUCGGUUCCAGUCCCAGUCUGCGUUUUACCCCAGGCUUUAGAAUCAUGUAAACUGUCACCUCAACGAGCAGAGCGCCUAGGCUCUGAUUCUCAUGCUAGCAGAUAUCAGGCAUUGCGUUCACGGGGCCGCCCUGACAACCAGGCCACCAAAGUUGUACUGGCUUAUUCGAAACGGACAUCAUCCACUGACAACAUCUUCUCUUGGUUGCCGAAAGUCCCCGCCCCCCACUUUCCUCAUCGCGAUCUCUUUUCUUUGGGUUAG
Molecule: messenger RNA, 288 nt
Organism: Protopolystoma xenopodis
Lineage: Eukaryota; Metazoa; Platyhelminthes; Monogenea; Polystomatidea; Polystomatidae
Source: the annotation of a GenBank genome assembly